Sceloporus undulatus (fence lizard) is the source of this 1314-nucleotide messenger RNA. RefSeq names its product dynein axonemal light intermediate chain 1 (gene DNALI1). The coding region runs from base 127 to 945 and encodes 272 amino acids. The transcript has 6 exons. The record is from RefSeq and is a predicted model, not a curated record. Gene Ontology annotation, cellular component: filopodium; axoneme. Lineage: Eukaryota; Metazoa; Chordata; Lepidosauria; Squamata; Phrynosomatidae. Gene Ontology annotation, molecular function: dynein heavy chain binding.
GCGUGGGCGUGACGUCAUCCUGCGCGCCGCGGGGAGAGGAUUCCAGGAGCGCGUCGUUCGCCAUGGCAACGUGGGCACAACAGGCCUGGCGGGCGAAGGCGCCUGAGGCUCUCUCCAUCCGGCGCCAUGAUCCCUCCGGCGGACUCUCUGCUCCGCUACGAGACGCCGGUCCUGGUCAGCCGCAACACCGAGAAGCGCUCGCCAAAGGCCCGGCCUUUGAAGGGCGCCGCUCCGCUCCCGGGGCCCCCGACCCCCUCCGCGCCGCCGCCGCAGCCUCCGCCGAUCCCUCCUCCUUCUCCGGGAAAAGGAAAGGCCCCCUCCGCCGCCCUCGCAGCCGCCGCCGCCGAGACCGGGAAGCAGACCGAGGAGGUGCUCAACGCCAUCCUUCCGCCCCGGGAAUGGACGGAAGAGAACCAGCUAUGGAUCCAGGCAGUGUCCAGCGUGCCCAGCACCCGCAUGGACGUCGUCCACCUCCAGGAGCAGCUGGACCUCAAGCUCCAGCAGCGCCAGGCCAGGGAGACCGGCAUCUGCCCCGUCCGCAGGGAGCUCUACUCUCAGUGCUUCGAUGAGCUGAUCCGCCAGGUGACCAUCAACUGCGCAGAGCGGGGGCUGCUGCUGCUGCGCGUGAGGGACGAGAUCCGGAUGACCAUUGCCGCCUACCAGACGCUCUACGAGAGCAGCGUGGCCUUCGGCAUGCGCAAGGCCCUCCAGGCAGAGCAGGGAAAGGCCGACAUGGAGAAGAGGAUCGCAGACCUGGAGGACGAGAAGCGCGACCUGGAGAGGCAGGUCAAUGAGCAGAAGGCCAAGUGCGAGGCCAUCGAGAAGCGAGAGCUGGAGAGGCGGCAGGUGGAGGAGAAGAAGCACACGGAGGAGGUCCAGUUCUUGAAACGGACCAACCAGCAGCUCAAGGCGCAACUGGAAGGCAUCAUUGCCCCAAAGAAGUAGGCCUUCUGAUGACCGAGUGCAGGAAUUAUCCGUGGCCAGAAAACAAGCAGUUCUUCCCAGGGUUCCUCGCCCCCUUUUCCAAAGAGAACCCCUUUUGCCUGGAGCAACUAAGAUUCAAACAACAAUCAAACCCUAUCCCCACUCUGUGCCUUUGGAAAUUCCUCUCAGUUGGAUUGGGAUUUGCCUCAGCGUUUCACGCUUGCUGGGAUUUUUCUAAAGAUGACUUUUUAUACAGUAGCCUUGUACCUUCCCAGGACAACAUUCACAUAGCUGUGUUCUAUGCAGUAGCAUGUCAGUCCUGGGCCAGUCUCAGCCUGAGCAGGGCAAAAGGCUGUGAAAAGCCACAUUAAAGUUCACUCACAACUUUGA